GCCUCCGUCUGUUCAGCCAUUUUGUAAGAAAAUCAAGCAAGUCUGCCGCCCUACCUUCGUCUCAGACCUGCAGUUUUUUUCUUGUGCAAUGGACGGCCGCCUAGACGCCACUGAGUUGUACCCCCUGGGAUCCGGCUACGUCCCUGAAAUCGAAAGUGUCCAUGACAUAUCGGUUGGCACAAAGAGGGGAUCCGACGAACUCUUUUCUUCCUGCAUAACAAACGGACCCUAUAUCAUGAACUCAGCCAAUGGCAACGACAGCAAAAAAUUCAAAGGUGACGUCCGCAGCCCUGGUGUGCCCUCACGUGUUGUCCAUGUUCGCAAGCUGCCCAACGACAUCAAUGAGGCGGAGGUGAUAAGCCUGGGACUGCCUUUUGGGAAAGUCACCAAUCUGCUCAUGUUGAAAGGAAAAAACCAGGCAUUCUUGGAGUUUGGUAGUGAGGAGUGUGCUCAGACGAUGGUGAGCUACUACUCCUCCGUCACCCCUGUCAUCAGGAACCACCCCAUUUACAUGCAGUACUCCACCCAUAAGGAACUCAAGACAGACAACUCUCCUAACCAAGUGCGUGCUCAAGCAGCUCUGCAGGCAGUCAAUGCCCUCCAUGGAAGUGGGAUGGGAAGCAUGGCCAUUUCUGCAGAAGCUGCUAGCAUGGGAGGAGCAGCCAGCCAGAGUCCUGUGCUCAGAGUUAUUGUUGAGAACCUCUUCUACCCGGUGACCCUGGAUGUGCUGCACCAGAUCUUUUCAAAGUUUGGUACUGUGUUGAAGAUCAUCACUUUCACCAAGAACAACCAGUUUCAGGCUCUGAUUCAGUACGCUGACGCCAUGACUGCUCAGCACGCUAAACUGUCACUGGACGGCCAGAACAUCUACAAUGCUUGUUGUACCCUGAGAAUCAGCUUCUCCAAGCUCACCAGCCUCAACGUCAAAUACAACAAUGACAAAAGCAGGGAUUACACCCGCCCAGACCUUCCCACUGCCGACUCGCAGCCCUCUCUUGACCACCAGGCGAUGGCAGCUGCUGCGUUUGGGCCAGGAAUAAUCUCAGCCUCGCCCUACGGUGGAGCUCAUGCUUUCCCCCCCACCUUUACUUUCCAGCAAGCAGGUCUGUCUAUGCAGGGCAUUCCCAGUGCUCUAGCAUCCCUGGGUGUGGGACACUCUGGCAUGGCGGCUGCUGCAGCUGCAGCAGCAGCUACCAGACUUGGCCUGUCAGGACUUGGUGCUACAGGGGGACACAACGUCUUACUGGUCAGCAAUCUGAACCCUGAGAGCGUUACGCCACACUGCCUCUUUAUUCUUUUCGGUGUGUACGGCGAUGUGAUGAGAGUCAAGAUCCUGUUCAACAAAAAGGAAAAUGCUUUGGUCCAGAUGUCUGAUGGCACGCAGGCUCAACUCUCCAUGAGCCACCUGAAUGGCCAGCGUCUUCACGGCAGAGCGAUUCGCGUGACUUUGUCAAAGCACACAACAGUGCAGCUGCCCAGAGAAGGUCAUGAGGACCAGGGCCUCACCAAGGAUUACAGCAACUCCCCCCUGCAUCGCUUCAAGAAGCCUGGCUCCAAAAACUACUCCAACAUCUUCCCACCCUCUGCGACGCUCCACCUCUCCAACAUCCCGCCUUCUGUGAUGGAGGACGACCUCAGGAGGCUAUUCGCCAGCACAGGAGCCACAGUCAAGGCCUUCAAGUUCUUUCAGAAGGACCGCAAGAUGGCUCUGAUCCAGAUGGGCUCGGUGGAGGAGGCCAUCGAGUGCCUCAUCGAGUUCCACAACCACGACCUGGGGGAGAACCAUCAUCUUCGAGUGUCCUUCUCCAAGUCCACCAUCUGAGUGCCGCUCCCUCCACCCUUCAAACCGUUUCCACCCGAAUGUUACCGAUAUUAGCUUGUGGGCGUCGCCCUAAAAAUGUUUUGUUCCUUUUUUGAAGAAUGUUGUUUCUUUAAUCAGAUUUAUGAAAACCCUUUUUCUGGUCAAACCAAUACAAGUGUAAAAAACC
Oryzias latipes (Japanese medaka) is the source of this 1988-nucleotide messenger RNA. RefSeq names its product polypyrimidine tract binding protein 1a (gene ptbp1a). Lineage: Eukaryota; Metazoa; Chordata; Actinopteri; Beloniformes; Adrianichthyidae. Gene Ontology annotation, cellular component: nucleus. Gene Ontology annotation, biological process: mRNA processing. The record is from RefSeq and is marked provisional. Gene Ontology annotation, molecular function: RNA binding.